Octopus sinensis (East Asian common octopus) is the source of this 713-nucleotide messenger RNA. Its product is annotated as zinc finger protein ZIC 4-like. Gene Ontology annotation, cellular component: nucleus. Gene Ontology annotation, biological process: regulation of transcription by RNA polymerase II; central nervous system development. Lineage: Eukaryota; Metazoa; Mollusca; Cephalopoda; Octopoda; Octopodidae. The record is from RefSeq and is a predicted model, not a curated record. Gene Ontology annotation, molecular function: DNA-binding transcription factor activity, RNA polymerase II-specific; RNA polymerase II cis-regulatory region sequence-specific DNA binding. Bases 1 to 609 code for a protein of 202 amino acids. The transcript has 2 exons.
AUGAGUGGAUUUGGAGAAAAACCUUUCAAGUGUGAAUUCGAUGGUUGUGAUCGCAGAUUUGCCAAUAGUUCCGAUCGGAAGAAACAUUCACAUGUUCAUACAAGUGACAAACCUUACAACUGUAAAGUUCGCGGUUGUGACAAAAGUUAUACACACCCCAGUUCUUUGCGGAAACACAUGAAAGUUCACGGCAAAUGUUCGCCGCCCCACGGCGGUUCAUACGAGGAGUCGAUAAGUAACAGUCCGAGCAGUGAUUCGAACUCAGCGUCACCGGCUGUUCAGAACCAUACCCCGACACAACAACAACCACAACCACCACCACAACAACAACAACAUCACCAACACCAACACCAACAACAACAACAACAACAACAACAUCAUCAUCAACAACAACAACAAGCCGUAGUAAUACCACAGAGCAGUCCUCCCUCCUUACCACUGGCUCCCAAUCCAACGCUACCCCCCAAUCAUCAUACAAACUUGAGCGAGUGGUAUGUAUGUCAGACAAGUGCUGGGAUGCCAACACCACCUAGCAAUGAACAUUCCCCGGUGAGCAAGCUUGGACAUAUCCCAAUUCACCCUACUUCUGUGCUCGUCAGCUAUACAUAGUACUUCUCCGUUUGUCUCCUUCUUUCUGUUUUAUAUAUAUAUAUAUAUAUAUGCAUAUUUACAUAUACAUAUAUAUGUAUAUACGCAUGUAUAUACAUAUAUAU